Molecule: messenger RNA, 1026 nt
Organism: Aureobasidium subglaciale EXF-2481
Lineage: Eukaryota; Fungi; Ascomycota; Dothideomycetes; Dothideales; Saccotheciaceae
Exons: 3
Coding region: 1-1026 (341 amino acids)
Cellular component (GO): cytoplasm
Source: RefSeq, a predicted model, not a curated record
AUGUCUUCAUCUAUCCCUUUUCGCAAACUCGGUCGUGAUGGUCCUGAAGUGCCUGCUUUGGGAUAUGGUAUGAUGGGGCUUUCUCAACCUGUGUAUGGCAGUUUGACCAGCGAAGAAGAGAAGUUCGCUAUUCUGGACAGAGCGUAUGAACUUGGAGCCAGACAUUGGGAUUCGUCCGAUCUUUACAAUGACAAUGAAGAAACACUCGGCAAAUGGUUCAAGAAGACUGGGAAACGUGAGGAUAUCUUCCUGGCGACUAAAUUUGGCUUUGUCAAGGGCAAGUUUCCUGAGCUUGAUAGUACGGGGGAGUAUGCGAAGAAGGCUUGUGAGGAGAGCUUGAAGAUUUUGGGAGUCGAGUACAUUGAUCUGUACUACUUGCAUCAUCCCAACCCAAAGACACCGAUUGAGGAUACAAUGAGAGGACUCAAGGAACUACAAGAACAAGGGAAGAUCAAGUACAUUGGACUCUCCUCAAUCUCGUCGAAAACACUUCUUCGCGCUUCCAAGAUUGCGAAGAUCUCUGCCGUUCAAGUCGGUUACUCAGAUUUUGAACUCGACAUUGAAGGCUCUCGUGGCACAGAUCUUCUAGCUACAUGUCGCUCCCUUGAUAUUGCUGUCGUGGCCGCAAUGCCAUUAGGUCGCGGCAUCCUGACUUCCACAUUCGCAGACAAUGAACCCUUGGAUACCAAAGACAUGCGUCCGUCUUUUAUGCCUAGAUUCCAAGAUGGCAAUAAACAGAAGAAUGUGCAGAUUGCCAAGCAUUGGAGGGAAUUGGCAGAGAGUAAGAGGUGCACUUCUGCUCAACUUGCCAUUAGAUGGUUACUUGAGCAGGGUGAGGAUAUUUUUGUCAUUCCCGGGACUAAGAGGAUCAAGUAUUUGGAGGAAAAUUGUGGUGCUGUGGGUGUGGAGUUGAGUAAGGAAGAUGUGGCGGAAGUCAGAAGAUUUGCAGAGACUGCAGAGGUUGCUGGUGGUUGUUUGCCUCCUAACUUUGAGAGCUUCACUUUCUCUGAUACUGUGGAAGAGUAG